AUGAGUACGAACGUGAACGUGAACAAGGAGAACGAUGUGGGCCCUAGGACACCAAAGACGUUAAUGAAGAAACAGAUAUACAACAACAACAUUACUAAUAACAAAGUGGGAAGAUCCCAAGCUGCCAGAGUCAAGAGACUACCUCUUGCAUCAAAGGACAGUAAUCGUCACGGAAUGGGGCCGGUGUCAGCGAAGGAUAAAACUGGACUAACACGUAAUGCAUCGAUACAUUUCAAGAAAUAUGGAUCUAUUCUUUACCCUGAAACGACUAGUAAUAAUAACAAUUCGAAUGAUAAAAGCUCGUUACCUAGAGUGAAAAGCUUAGUGUUGAAGGACAUAGACGUUGGUGUUAAUGAUGAUGAUAGUACCAGUAGUGAGGAUAAUGAAGAUAUAGAGAGAUCAUUGAGAAAUGGUAACUCUUUGCAUAAAGGAUUAUUUUCUCAAGGAGGAUUGAGUAGUUUAUUAGAAGAUAAAGGACAAGAUCAGGAGAUAGAACUUGGGCCUAUAUAUGAAAAGGAAUUGGAAUAUAUACCUGAUGGCAUAGAGCCUUUACAAUUGGCAGAGCUGCAGAAAUUGAAUGAAAUAUACAUUCCGCCAAUGUAUUUACCUCUAGAUGAAGAAGAUAAUGAGAGUGAUAACAACAGUCACGAUGGUCCAAUGCUUAUGAAAUUACAAUCCAUAGUAGACGAUAACGAUGACAACGAUGAUGUUGAUAACAUUGAUGAAUUACCAGAUCGUCAUAUAACUAUACACCAUCGUAACCUGAGCCCCGCCAACGACACAUCGAUCCUUUUACAGGAUAUCGACAGCAUAUACCAUGGCAACGGCCUAGACUCAGACGACCUGGCCGACUUGCUCAGUUAG
This is a messenger RNA of Maudiozyma barnettii, 864 nucleotides long. RefSeq names its product securin (gene PDS1). Gene Ontology annotation, cellular component: cytoplasm; nucleus. The coding region runs from base 1 to 864 and encodes 287 amino acids. The transcript has a single exon. Gene Ontology annotation, biological process: chromosome organization. The record is from RefSeq and is a predicted model, not a curated record. Lineage: Eukaryota; Fungi; Ascomycota; Saccharomycetes; Saccharomycetales; Saccharomycetaceae.